This is a messenger RNA of Ciona intestinalis (vase tunicate), 1918 nucleotides long. Its product is annotated as dynein regulatory complex subunit 3-like. Gene Ontology annotation, cellular component: cilium. Lineage: Eukaryota; Metazoa; Chordata; Ascidiacea; Phlebobranchia; Cionidae. Gene Ontology annotation, molecular function: protein binding. The record is from RefSeq and is a predicted model, not a curated record.
UUUUUAAUAACCGCUUUUGUUAAUAUAGACAUAAACCUUCUGAACUUCUUUAAAAGAUGUCUGAAACGCAAAACUCUGCGGUCAUCCAUUUUACACAAUGACCACCAUAGCAACGUAGUAAAGCUAAGUUCGAAAUGUUUGUUUACAAUUGAAGUUUGUGAUUUGUUGUAUUCCAAACAACGUGUUUUAGUUUUAUUAAACGGUAAUUAAACUAAAAAGAUGAGUCGUUUGUAUGAUACGGUUGAGCCUUCGGUUAUUGACGAUGAAAUGCUUAGAAAGGCCGUUGAAGAGCAAGGGCCAAAAGAAGAAGCUGGAAAGAUUGCCAAACAAGAGGGAGUCGAUUAUUGUGAUGUUUUAUCACUUAGACUUGAUUUUAGAAAUAUCUUAAAAGUGGACAAUCUAUGGCAAUUUACUAAAUUGACAAAGCUUCAAAUGGACAACAACAUUAUUGAGAAAAUCGAAGGAAUGGAUGCUUUAGUUAAUUUGAGAUGGUUAGACAUGUCUUUUAACAACAUUGAAAUGAUUGAAGGCCUGGACAAACUCACCAAACUUGAAGAUUUGACUUUGUUCAAUAACAGAAUUACAAGACUUGAAAAUAUGGACUCACUUCCAAACUUACAUGUGUUAUCUGUGGGAAACAAUAAGAUUGAUCAACUUGAUAAUUUAAUCUAUCUGCGCCGAUUCCCAAAUCUUCGAACUUUGAACUUGACUGGUAAUCCAGUCUGUGAUGAUCAAGGUUAUAAGUUGUUUGCUGUUGCUUAUCUUUCUCAUCUCGUGUACCUUGACUUCCGAUUAAUUGAUGAAGACACGAGGCAAAAAGCUCACAGUUUGUAUGAAAAUAAACUUGGUGAACUUAUGCACAAUGAAAAACAAGCAGAAGUUGCAAUUGAAGCAGAAAAGAAGGCAGCACAAGAACUUCUUAAACACAAAGAUGCAUAUGUUGAACACCUUAAUAGUUCUGUCUUGUUUGAAUCAAUGUAUAAGGAAGACCCAGAAGGUAUGAAGCUCGCUUUGUUACCAGGGCUGCAGGACAUGUUAAAAGAUUUUCAAGACAAGUUUGUGGAGGUAUGCAUGAAGAUUUUUGAGUUUGGGAUGAAGGAAUAUGAGAAACGAUGUAAGGAGAUGCGGGAGUUCAAUACUUGCAUUCAGGAUGCUGAAGCUGCCAAUAAAAAACAAGCAGUGACAGUUAUUGAUGCAUUUGAAGAAUAUAAGAAGAAGUUGUUUACUGAACUGUUGGUGACCAGUGAUGCAGAAGUUCAAGAACGAAAGAUGAACGAAUAUCAUGAAGGGGUGAAUGAAACAUGGGAUAAGCUCAUGGGGUUGGAAAUGCAGUUGGUUGAUCAACUUGAAGAAACAAUUAAAGACUUUGAACGAAACAUGACAGAUCUGAUGUCACAACUAGUUGAAUAUAUUCAAGGACUAAUAACUCAAGUACGUGAUUUGGAGAAUUCUCAUAAUGAGAAGCUGUUAGAGAUGUGCAUGACAGUUCUUGAAAAAGUUGUUAAGAAUGAGAUGGACGAAGAGUUACCAGAUGAUCUUAGAAUGUUAUUUGUCGACAAAGACACAAUCGUGAACGCGAUUGGAGCUUCCCAUGAUGUUCAUCUCAUCAAGAUCGACAAUCGUGAGGAUGAAAUUGUGACAAGAAGUGGAGCUUGGUUAUCGGGACAUAUGCAGAAGAUCCAUGCAGAUGAAUGUGCUCGGAACAGAGCAAGAGUUGUUGAAAUUACAAACUACAUUGAUCAUUUAAGAGAUGAAAUUGACACACAGUUUAUGCCAUGAUAAUGUUAUAGUUAUUCACCGAGUCUGAACCGUUGCUUUUCUGAGAACUAGUUUUAUGUUUUUGUUUAUUGUACUGUGGAACAUCAUACCCUUCAAACUAUUUUGAUGUUUUUAUUGAAAUAAAAUGCUGUUUGUUAAA